Molecule: messenger RNA, 1329 nt
Organism: Paramecium tetraurelia
Lineage: Eukaryota; Ciliophora; Oligohymenophorea; Peniculida; Parameciidae
Exons: 2
Source: RefSeq, a predicted model, not a curated record
AUGAGUUCAAGGUACCAUAAACAAGAUCAGAAAUUUGACAAGGAGUUUCUGGCCAUAGUGGAUGCUUUUGGAGGCAAGAAUUGCACAAGCUGGACUUAGGUAGCAAGGAAAUUUGAAUUGCAAACAGGGGAAAAAGUAUAGAAAGCCAAUACACUUCGAUAUCGUUGGGAAUAAUUAACAGGAUAUUCAGAGAAUUUUACAAAAGAAUAACAAAUCUAACUGAUAGAAAGUGACAUCAAAUCUAGAGGAGUCAAAAGAUAGGGGUUAAACGAUUUCUAUUAAUUAACAGGAAUUAAAUUAUACAAGGGAAGAUUUUGUAGAAUAUCUUCACAACACAUAAAACAAGCAAUUCAAUCGAUUGAUGAAGUAUUUGCAAAGGAGAGGAAACAUAGGAGAUGUGGAAAAAAAGAUGCAGAGUUCAGAUUAAAAUUAUCACAUUUGAGCAUAUAUAUAUUGCUUAGAGCAAAAGACACUUUGAAUUCUGAGGGAUUUAAACAGAAGAAUAAAGGAUUGGAUCCAUUUGAACAAUAUCUUUGUUAAUAAUUAAUAGAAGCAUCAGAGAUAUGUGAAAGAUUAUAUCUAAUGCAUGCUCGAGUAUUUUAAGCGGACAGAGUGGAUAGAUAUCAAUCGUACAUGAAAGUAAUCAACAGAAACUAAUACAGGAAGUUGAUGUUUUAUGUAGAAUAUUUGGAUAUACUCAGAAAAAUCAGUGUGGAACAAUGUACUAAUGAUACAAUGGUAUCUCAUCCUUUGGUGCUCAGAAACAUUAAAAAGAACAAGGAAACAUUAGUAUAUAAGAAUCUGAUCUUGGAGAAUGAUUGGAGCUAAAAAUAUUAAUGGUUUAAUGAAUGCACAUUAACAUAAAUCUAAGAAGAGGAGUUUUCCUUAUUGCUUAAAUCAAGCACUAGAAAAUCAAAACCAAAGAGUUCAUAAUGUAGUGUUGAUCCUUCAGAAGUAGAUGAUUAAAGAUAAAAUAAAAGGAUUGAACUCAAUAAUCUACAAUUCGAUUUCAUCCCUAAGCAUUGCUAAAAGGUUUAUGCCAAAAUCAAUUCUGGUAAAGCUAAUAACAAGAAUGAGAAGGAAUACAGGAAAUUCAGAGGACAUUUUAUCAAACCUGGAGAUACCAGAACAGAUACAAGAUACACCAAGAUUUUCACCUGUGAUGAUGAUUCUGAGUACGAUGCUGAUCAGAAUGAACAAGAGGCUUAGAUUCAAGCUUCUUCUAGGUAAGAAAAGUUAUAAAUAUUGUACAAUGAAGCCUUCAUAUCAGUGCCAAAUAAGAAGAAAUAAAAUUAGAAUUCCCAAGACACACCUCAGAAUAAUCCUUGA